Messenger RNA from Fusarium musae, 987 nucleotides. RefSeq lists its product as uncharacterized. The record is from RefSeq and is a predicted model, not a curated record. Lineage: Eukaryota; Fungi; Ascomycota; Sordariomycetes; Hypocreales; Nectriaceae. Gene Ontology annotation, biological process: carbohydrate metabolic process. The transcript is spliced from 2 exons. Gene Ontology annotation, molecular function: hydrolase activity, hydrolyzing O-glycosyl compounds. Bases 1 to 987 code for a protein of 328 amino acids.
AUGAAGCUGUCUUCUUUCCUCUACACCGCCUCGCUGGUCGCGGCCAUUCCCACCGCCAUCGAGCCCCGCCAGGCCGCCGACAGCAUCAACAAGCUGAUCAAGAACAAGGGCAAGCUCUACUACGGAACCAUCACCGAUCCCAACCUGCUCGGCGUCGCAAAGGACACCGCCGUCAUCAAGGCCGACUUUGGCGCCGUCACCCCCGAGAACUCGGGCAAGUGGGACGCCACCGAGCCCAGCCAGGGCAACUUCAACUUCGGUAGCUUCGACCAGGUCGUCAACUUUGCUCAGCAGAAUGGCCUCAAGGUCCGAGGUCACACUCUGGUCUGGCACUCUCAGCUCCCUCAGUGGGUUAAGAACAUCAACGACAAGGCUACUCUGACCAAGGUCAUUGAGAACCACGUCACCCAAGUCGUUGGACGUUACAAGGGCAAGAUCUACGCCUGGGACGUUGUCAACGAGAUCUUCGACUGGGACGGUACCCUCCGAAAGGACUCUCACUUCAACAACGUCUUCGGCAACGAUGACUACGUUGGCAUUGCCUUCCGCGCCGCCCGCAAGGCUGACCCCAACGCCAAGCUGUACAUCAACGACUACAGCCUCGACUCCGGCAGCGCCUCCAAGGUCACCAAGGGCAUGGUCCCCUCCGUCAAGAAGUGGCUCAGCCAGGGCGUUCCCGUCGACGGCAUUGGCUCCCAGACUCAUCUUGACCCCGGUGCCGCUGGCCAAAUCCAGGGUGCUCUCACUGCCCUCGCCAACUCUGGUGUCAAGGAGGUUGCCAUCACCGAGCUCGACAUCCGCACUGCCCCCGCCAACGACUACGCCACCGUCACCAAGGCCUGCCUCAACGUCCCCAAGUGCAUUGGUAUCACCGUCUGGGGUGUCUCUGACAAGAACUCUUGGCGCAAGGAGCACGACAGCCUUCUGUUCGACUCCAACUACAACCCCAAGCCUGCUUACACUGCUGUUGUCAACGCUCUCCGCUAA